CUAUUGGUCAAUACGUCUUGCUCAGUCGCGUAUUAAAACAUCUAUAGGCUGUUAUCUCAAGUUGUGUAUUAACGUUCACGAAAAUAUUGACUGCGAGACAACUGCUAUUUCAUAUACUUACAACGUUAAAAAUAAGCAAACGUGUUUGUCUUGGAAACGUGAUUUUUCUUGUUUUCUCGCUUCCGCCGGCGCGUUGCCGUCGGCUAGCUGUCACGGCGUCCGUGCCUGCGUUAAGAUGUCUGGCGGAGGAGUCAUCCGAGGCCCCGCAGGGAGCAACGACUGUCGGAUCUAUGUGGGGAACCUUCCCCCAGACAUCCGCUCCAAAGACGUCGAGGACGUGUUCUAUAAGUACGGACUCAUUCGCGAUAUUGACCUGAAAAACCGAAGAGGAGGGCCGCCUUUCGCCUUUGUUGAGUUCGAGGACCCGAGGGAUGCAGAAGAUGCUGUUUAUGGACGUGAUGGUUACGACUAUGACGGCUACAGACUGCGUGUUGAGUUCCCUCGAAGUGGACGUGGAAAUGGUAGGGGAGGUGGUUCUGGAGCUGCAGGGAACCCAAGGGGAAGGUAUGGUCCACCUUCACGUCGCUCAGAAUACAGAGUUGUUGUGUCAGGUCUUCCCCCAAGUGGAAGCUGGCAGGACCUGAAGGAUCACAUGCGUGAGGCAGGUGAUGUAUGUUAUGCUGAUGUGUACCGUGAUGGCACUGGAGUGGUGGAGUUUGUGCGCAAGGAAGACAUGACCUACGCUGUCCGUAAACUGGACAACACCAAGUUUCGCUCCCAUGAGGGAGAGACGGCCUACAUCCGUGUGAAGAUGGACGGUCCUCGCAGCCCCAGCUAUGGCCGCUCUCGCUCCCGCUCCCACUCCCGCUCCCGCUCCAACAGCCGAAGCAGAAGCAAGAGCAACAGUGGAUCUCGCAGCUACUCCCCCCAGCGCAGUAGAGGGUCUCCACGCUACUCUCCCCGGCGUUCCAAAUCGCGCUCUCGCACCUAAGACGCACCUGGCCUGAGAUCAACCACCAGCCAGUUUAAAGCCACCCAAUCUCUGAUUGGAUUGGGCAACCUCGGAGUCCUGUAUAGUCUCUCUGGACUGUUUCUUGUAUUUGUGUUUGCUGUUUCCCUUGUGUGUUUCCCCGUUACCGGGUGUGUUUUAUUUUAUUGUGCUUUGCAGUUCAGCUGGUCUUUUUUUUUAGCUCAGAUAAGAUUGGCUAAAAUAUCUUGGUUGUCUGCUUUCCUUUUGUUAAUGUUUCCUUUCAUCCCAAAAUGUGCAAAAUGCUUUUUGUUGUUUCUUUGUAGGUGAUGUGUUUAUAUAUUUUACUCAGUCUUGCAUUUUUCAUUGUACUUUGACCCUCUCAUGUGUCUCUCUGUAGAGUUCAAAGGAGCAGUAUAGGAUGGAAACAGAUGAAAAAGGAAACACAGUUCAUAUUAGGAUAAACAUGAGGAGGAGGAGGAGACAAAUAAGGCACCAAUGGUAUGAUGGCUGUGGCCUUGCAACUUUAAAAAAUACACAAUAAGAGUUUUCUUUCCUGAAUGUAAAUUUGAAAAUAGCUGAGAACCAAAUCCUUCCCGUUGAUUUAAAGGUUUAGCUGUGCUGCUGUAUUUCCACAUGCACCAAUUUAAUUUCAAAAAGCAGCACGGUUACUUGGUGUCUGUCAGUAGCCCAGAAAACCUUCUUUUCUGGUUCUGUUGUUUUUUCAUAAUAAGAUUCUUUAUUGGUUCAAGACAGUAAUAAGUUAACUAAAAUAAUCCUAGAUGGUGAUUUUUUUUUCAAGUGUAAACUUCCUCCUGUGGAUGCAUUUGUUGACAUUUUAAUUUGUGAAGGUGUGAUUCUAACUUGCCUCCUUCUCUUUGGUUCUACUGGUAUUCCAAAGGUUUGGACUGGUCUCAUUGUCCUCCCCCAUUCUGGAGCCGGAUUCAGGAUCAGAUUAGGUUUAGGCUUCAGGAUGGAUACAUGGAGCAGGAGUGUGGGAGCAUUUUACUGGGAGAGGAUCCCGACCCCUGGCCCUGUCCACAUAGCCCCAUCCAGCCGGAAACAUUGUAGUAAAACAUUCAAACUAAAUUGGCUUAUAAAUAGACAAAAGACUUGGUUUUGUGUGGGACUUCAGACACAUGAUCACUGAAGGCAUCGUGAUGAGUAAAUGUUUUUCAGAUUUUUUUUUAAUUAAGAGGAGAAUCUUUCUGAUCAAAACCAGGAGGAGGGCUGAGAGGUGUGGGAUGGAUCUGCGCACAAGGAGAGUGGUAAAUAGUGGGUAAAUAUUAAGAGAAGAAGGGAGCAUUGGCAGAUGAAGAGCAAAUGUUCCUUUAAUGUGGGUUUUCCUUUAUAGGUUUAAAGUUUUUGCAGCAUUACUAUUAUUUUGCUUAAUAGAAUUUGAAUAUGUGGAAAGAUUGUUUUCAUCAAUAAAAGAUCAGUUAACAAGUACAA
This is a messenger RNA of Betta splendens (Siamese fighting fish), 2419 nucleotides long. Its product is annotated as serine/arginine-rich splicing factor 1. NCBI's taxonomy places the organism in Eukaryota, Metazoa, Chordata, Actinopteri, Anabantiformes, Osphronemidae. The record is from RefSeq and is a predicted model, not a curated record. The transcript is spliced from 4 exons. Gene Ontology annotation, cellular component: nucleus; ribonucleoprotein complex; cytoplasm. Gene Ontology annotation, molecular function: mRNA binding. The coding region runs from base 236 to 991 and encodes 251 amino acids.